AUUAGAGCCCGAAUUAUCAUACUAUAUAUGACUAUUUUUUAUAAAUCAAGUAAGAGUUUGUGGUCUUGUUUUACAUACAGAACGAUGGGACACUCAUGAUCUAUGUAUACCCAUAAACAUUCUUUGGUUAUUAAAGCCUUACAGCGUAUACGAUAACAAUUUAAGUCCACGUGCUUUGUUUUCUUGUUCCGCUAAUUUGGCAAAUACAAUAGAAUCGAACAAUGUCGUCUAAAUACGUUGUAGAUCUAAUUUUAUGUCCGAACGUUAACAAAACACGCAACAAUUUGUAUAAAUAUUUAGUUAUUAAUGGGAGGAAACAUAGACUACUGGUGGAGUGUCUACCAAGGAUAGAUUUACGUUGUUGUUCGGGAGCACUAUUUCCAGAUGGGGGCAUCUGCCAGUGCAAAGCGAGGUCAGUAAGCACUGUCACAACGUCCGCAGAUAUAUUGUGUAUUUCGAUUACGACACAUUACGAACUUUUUGAGUUUGAUGCCGCAAACUCUUUUAAAUCAACACAUCAGAAAACAAACAUACAUAUUAAACAGUUUAAUCGUUUUGUAAAAACACACAAAAAUAACAAGAAGUUGAAUCUCGUUGACUGUAUAAAAAUUGUGUCCACUAACACGACCAAACAAACAUAAUAAAUCCUAUGUGAUAUAAAAUAAACAAAAAAGUCAAAGUCUUAAUGUUUUAACUACGUUUGCUCUUAACUUUUGUAUGUCUGCCAGCCAGCAUAAGUGUUUUUUACGUUGCAAAACAUGUUGUAAUUUACAUUCAGAGUCCUCCACUAUUGCAAUUAAAACUUCGUUGUUUACACAAAUAACAGCAAACGCCAGUGCCGCCGCUGACAUAGGGGAAUUCCCUGCACUCCGAGAGCUCCACUCGGUGAUAGCAAGGCUAGAGAGAGCGACAAGAAUCAACCAGGAGCUGGACGCAGUCAUCGAUGCUGUCAAGCUUAAUGCCAGGGUAACCGACGCUGACGUUACACAGUCAGUGCAAAACGUAUCGCAACAGCUUGUGAAGUACUGCACCGCUAUUACAGACACUUUGAAAACACUAAGAACAAAGCUUAGCGAACUGUCGGAUGCUGCAAUCACAAGGUGUAAAGAACAAUCGGCUAAUGACCACACGGGCCAAGUUCAGCAACACAUAAAUUUUGUGGAUGAUCUUAUUACGAAUGCCAAAAAGCGCAUUGAAACAGUAAACACUGACAACAACAACUUACCAAACAUGGUAUCCGCACUGAAGCGUCAAAUACACGAACUUGAGCAGGUUAAAGAAGAGGUAAAAUUGUCUCGUGGUCUUGACAGCGCAAGAUCGACGACAAGUGAAAGAUUAACCUCUCUUUUGCAAAAUGAUGGAGGACAGUUUAUAUUGGAAGAUAUUCUUAAAUGGCGCGAAGAGGCAUUGAGGCUGAGAAGGAAAUAUGAAUCUCUUCUUGACGAUAAUGCAAAGCUAGAAAAUAUUAAUGAAGAAAGUGUUGUAUCACUUGAAGAUUCCAACAGGCGUUUACUCAAAGAGCUGGCGGAGCUUAGAACCGAAACUAUAAAUGCAGAUAGUCGUGCUGAGAAGGCUCAUAUCAGAGUGCAAAAGAUUGAAGAAAAACUUCUCGACGAGAGGUUAUCUCAUGAAGUGGAGGUAAAUUACUUGCGAGCUUUAUUAGAGAAAAAAGAUUCUACUAUUGAAACUCUGAUGAUAAACUCGCCCCGCAGUCCGAUUGCAGACAAAGAUGCUGUAAGGCCCACUCCAGAAGGCUACGAAGAUGAGGCGGCAUCUAAAAGUAAACCGGAUUCAGUGAACACAACAGAUGAUAAAAAAGAAAUAAAACCUUCCCCCAACAAAAUCAAUGAAACAGGUAAAGAAACAAACGACGAAAACGACGUUGAUUCGUUUAGGGAAUGGAUUCAGGCAUUCGAUGGCAACAAAACUCAAAUCAAACCAUCUACUGAUAAAUUGAAACAAGAAGAGGACGAGGAGGCGAAAAUCAAAGACACUUUAGACAAACUGCAAGUCAGCUUAGAUGGUAAGAAUACAGACGAUACCAAACCGCUUAUAAAGGAUGUCAACGAUAUAGGUGUUGAGACUGAACACGAUCAACAGAAGACCCAACCUGUGACAAGGAAGAUUAGCCCAGUCAAGAAAAAGGUAAAAGCAGUGACAGUUAAAGAACCUGAAAAGACGCAGGGCGGUAAGAUGCAGGGUGGCAAUGCACAGGCAGAACAACGACAGCAAUCUUUUGUGGACGAAUUUACAAACAAAAACAAAGUACACCCCCAGCAAGCCCUCGUGUCGCACAAGAUUGCCUCUGACGUCAGAUCGGAGGGCACGAAGAGCAAACGUCCAGAUUCAGAAAAAGUUGUCGUUGUCAGUGAAGGCGCCAUGAAAGAAAUAAUAUACCGACGAAGCGACGGCGACAUUGAUGGCAACCUGUCCUACCACAAAGGUGUCGGCGCCGUCAUCCGGACGACGUGCGGCACGUUCGGCGUGGACAGCGUGCAGUGCGAGAUCGUGGACGGCCUGCAGAAUGACAUGCUGCCAGACUUCGUGGAGGGCGAGCGGCCCAUCAGUUUUCACAUACAUUUCCAGCAAAAAUACGGCGCCAAGUUUGACCUACAGGGUGACGAAACGCUUGCUGUUUUCGUGCCGCAUCGGCCUGUGGGCGAGUUCGAGGAAGUUAUUCUCGUGCAGAGCGUUGAGGGCGGCGACUGGGAGCCGUGUGACACUUACCAGGGCGCGCCCUCGUCCCUCGACAAGAGCGUGCAGGUGAUCGGGACGGAGUUCCGGGACAUCACGGACGUCAAGCUGGUGGUAAUAGCUAGGGAGAGAACGGACAGCAUCAUCGCCGGGGAAACACACGUCAGCCACGUGUCCAAGUUCGACCCCACAGUUGUUGUAAACAUCAGACCAGAGGCAUUCCGUGUGCGAACCGAAGUGAAACUAAUGGUGCACCACCGCCACCGACAGGAGAUGCUGUCGGCGAUCGAGAUCCACGGCGAGUGCAAGCGGAUCAUGUCAUGUACGGCGUUCGUGUCGCUCCAGUGCGAGCAGGUGACACGCGAGGACAUCUCCGUUGUCAUGGAGCUCCAGGAGGACACAGAUGCGGAGUGCAGGUACACGAUGUUCAGCCUGGAGGACUCCGGCUGGAAGCUGGCCGACUGUGACUGGGAGAAGGAACACAAGAAGCUGCUAGUACAUCUGAGGUCUGGCACCAAGAAAUACAGGAUGGUGGGUCUUGAGCUGCCACGGGACAUGACGGUGGAGGAGCGGCUGGCGGCAGUGCGCACCCUGCACGAGCACACCGACCACCACCUGGCCCGCCUGCUCUUCCGGCAGCGUCAGGACACGCCAGACCAGGCCGUCGUUCUCUGUCUCAGGUCGAGGCUCAUCAAGAAAGGUACCGCACGAGGUAUCUACCAGUUGAACGAAUUGGGCUACAACAUCGGCGGCUACCCGAGCUCGCAGUUCUGUCUGGUCAACGGCGACCGCCUCGUGCUCGAGUUCAGCGGUGACGUCACUGCGCAGCCAGUUAACGCAGAGAACAUGGAGAUGACGUUCUACUCGCAGAAAGAGAUUUCAACGCGACAGCUACGGCUGAUGGCGGACACGAGCGGCCCCCGUGCCGACACAGACAUGCUGCAGGGCUGUCUGAACGCUUCCCGGUACCAGGAGCGCGACAAGAUCCUCCUCGGCGAGACCAUCUACCUGCCCACCAGCGGCGCCUUCGACGAGAGCUUCAUCGAGAAGUACCAGGAGGCCUCCACCCUAAGAGCCACUGACAGCACGCUCUCGCCGAGGACAACUGACCAACACUGACAGCACGUUCUCGCCGAGGACAACUGACCAACACUGACAGCACGCUCUCGCCGAGGACCACUGACCAAUACUGACAGCACGCUCUCGCCGAGGACAACUGACCAACACUGACAGCACGCUCUCGCCGAGGACAACUGACCAACACUGACAGCAGCUCUCGCCGAGGACAACUGACCAACACUGACAGCACGCUCUUGCCGAGGACAAUUGACCAACACUAAAGGCCACUGACAGCACGCUCUCGCCGAGGACAACUGACCAACACUAAGGGCCACUGACAGCACGCUCUCGCCGAGGACAACUGACCAACUUUGACAGCACGCUCUCGCCGAGGACAACUGACCAAUACUGACAGCACCCUCUCGCCGAGGACAACUGACGAACACUGACAGCACGCUCUCGCCGAGGACAACUGACCAACACAUGGAGUAAUCAUAUCGCUAUGAAUACAGGACGAGAAAGGGAGAUACACAUUUCGGUGCUGAUAAGUUAUCGCAAAAAAGGAGACCCGACGUGAUCGAUUAAAAUACCUACAAUGGCUGCUGGAAUAUUAAAAUUUAAAUAUAGAUACAUGAACAUAUACGAGAGUUCAAUAUCAAUUAUAUUUCGUUAUGUUUGCUGUUUUUAAUUGUGUGAUCUUUUUUAUCAAUAUUACGGCUCAUAUCAGUGACUGAUAAUAACACUUCGCACAAUAAUGGGCUCUUUUCGCGAAUGACGUCAUGCUAAGCCAAAAUGAACCACUGAUAGUCAGCUCUCUCUGGUAAACUUUAGUGAGAUCAAGCGACACUCAUAAUGACGGGGCAGCGAAUAAAAAGAAACACACUAUUAGUACAAAUAUUUUUUUUUAGAGUCCUAUUUACAGUUUAAAUACCAAUACAUGUUUGCUGUUACAUACAAUGCUCAUUUACAACAACGUGUUAUUCUUAGAUUAACAAGAGGGCUAAACACACUCGUGCGCUUACCUGAGACCCACAUUUAUCUGCUUUUGUCAUGUUUGUUUAAUAAAUCUGACUUCUGACCAAGCUUUAUGAACACUUGAUGACACAGUUUUAUCUGGACAGUGACAUUAUUGGAAUAAAUGUUUUGCCCAAGAAUGAAACGACGAACGACGGACCAAACGCGGUCACAAAAGCUCACAAUGAGUGCAUUGUGCUCAGGUGAACCAGGAACAGUGUAAUGAACAUGUAUGUAAAAUAUUUUGUUUAUUGGCAAUAAGUAAACAGCAUUGAUUUAUUGAUGUAUACGUGUUAUUAGACAUUGUAGUACACUAUUAUCAGCCUCUGCUUUUUAUUGAUAUCAAAACAUAAAAUGUAAACUGCAGAUCGAAUAUUUACG
Messenger RNA from Dreissena polymorpha, 5148 nucleotides. RefSeq lists its product as uncharacterized. NCBI's taxonomy places the organism in Eukaryota, Metazoa, Mollusca, Bivalvia, Myida, Dreissenidae. The record is from RefSeq and is a predicted model, not a curated record. The coding region runs from base 718 to 3813 and encodes 1031 amino acids. The transcript is spliced from 10 exons.